Messenger RNA from Trypanosoma grayi, 1917 nucleotides. RefSeq lists its product as hypothetical. The transcript has a single exon. Lineage: Eukaryota; Euglenozoa; Kinetoplastea; Trypanosomatida; Trypanosomatidae. The coding region runs from base 1 to 1917 and encodes 638 amino acids. The record is from RefSeq and is a predicted model, not a curated record.
AUGUGGCGGCGAUUCGUCAACCCGCGGCUCCUCUUCCUCCUGUUGCUUCUAACGCUGCUGAAUUUCGCCAUCGCACACAUCACAACAUGGCAACAUCGUCCUGUUGCAGGUGCGGCAGAUGCAGACGAUGGGCACCCACCCACCGAGGCAGCUCGAUCCCCGCCAGGGUUUUCGGAGGGUGUGGAAAAUAAGGAACGGCGUGAGACGGGGGCACCGUCUGCGCAGUCCCCGAUGGGACGGCGGUUCGACAGCUUCAUACAGGCGCCCCCACAGCUCAGUCAGUUCCCUGCUGGUUUCGACGACAUGAACUUGUCGCUGGCGUGUGCGAAGUACGAUGAGUUGUUGCAGCAGCCUGUCGAACCGGUGUCACAGGGCGCUNGUUUCGACGACAUGAACUUGUCGCUGGCGUGUGCGAAGUACGAUGAGUUGUUGCAGCAGCCUGUCGAACCGGUGUCACAGGGCGCUGGGUCGUUCCAAAACAUCCACAGCUACGCCCACCAUGGCGUCCUGCUGCCCACACUCCCCAGCAAGAACACCACCUGGGAGCCAGGCUCGCUGCCCCACCCAUCUGCAGAGCUGCAGAUGUACUACGAGCAAGAGGCGCGUCUCCCCGAGCAUGACAUGGCGACGUACACUGCACUGAAGUGGAAUGCUGGCACUGUAGAGUUCUGUGACCCGACGGAUGCGGACUACACCCCGAGUAAGGACUUCGCGUGCCUGGCGUACCUCCGAAACCCCGCCAACUGGGUGGCGCUGAAGCCCAUGUCAAGCUUGCUCUCGUCGGGCCGCACCAUCAAGAUGCUACUGUCGCUGCGGCACGGCAACAUUACGGCGGUGGUGAAGCUCUCACAGACGCGCUUCACAUUAGAACCGCUGAGUGAGACGGUGGCGUUUCACAUGGAUCGCACACUCGGCUUCCGGCGUGUGCCUCCAACAGCAUGGGUGCCGAUUCCCGUUGCGUACAUUAAAGCAGCCGCUGCGACGCUUGGUGCGUUCUACGUCCACUGGGUUGAGGAGGCGGUCCUCGCCACCAAGCACGGUAAGCUGAUCACGUCAACAUGCCCCGACGUGAGACUGGCGGCGGUGCUUGACGCACAGAAGCCCAACUGCAUAUUGGCGUCAGUGCAACUGUGGAUGUGGGACGUGGAUGCGGCAGAGACCACGACAUUUGCGAAUGCUGAAAGGAAAUAUCCCUCCACGGCUGGGCGUGAUGAGCCGAGCAUCAUCACCAACGACAAGGGCAAUGACACCGGGAAGGUUGACAUCAAGACUGAGAGGGCCGGCAAUAAUAGUGGGGGAAGUGGGCGAAACUCUCUGAUAGCGAUGUGGCACCUUGUGGCCCGUGAGCACUGGAGCCAGCUCGCCUUUGAUGCGAUCAUUGGCAACGAGGACAGGUGGCGCGGCCACAACUCCUUUGCCCUUGCUGCAUGUGAGCCUAAGUUGCGGUGCCACACAGCGAGAGCGGGGCGUCGGCACGAGCAGCCGUCGAAGAGCACGCCGCGGCUCAUCUACAUUGACCAGGGGUCCGGCUUUUACCAUCAGGGUCUCGCGAAGGAGUUCAUCUUCUCUCCGAGACACCAGCCACUGCACUGCCGCAUGCAUCGGCAGACCAUUGAACGCCUUGAGCGUAUCACCGUGUUUGCAUGCAACAUGUCUAAGAAAGCGGACGGCGGGGACAUCGCUGUGAAGGCGGAGGAGCCCGUCAUUGCGGCCGUCACUACGGGAGCGAACGCUGAAGAGGAGACGAAGCGGGUAGGCGAGGUCAUCUACAGCAAACUCCUGCUGCCAAGACUGCCGUCAAAAAUUGGGUUGAUUCUGCCGCAUGCACUGAUUAAGGCGGCGUGUCGCCGUGUGUGGUUGGUCCUCGCCCAUCGUACACGCUGUCUGCAGGCUAAUGAGGGUGUGCUUUUUUUCUGA